UGGGUGCCCUCCAAGAAGUAUGACACCAACAUCGCCUGCCUGUUGCACAACAAGUACGACAGCGGCAAGUCAACGACUUACCGCCAGAAUGGCACCGAAUUCGCCAUACACUACGGCUCCGGCAGCCUCUCAGGGUUCCUCUCCACAGAUGAAGUUACUGUGGGAGGUAUAUCAGUGAAGGACCAGACCUUCGCGGAAGCAAUGUCUGAGCCGGGCCUGGCCUUCGUGGCAGCCAAGUUCGACGGCAUCCUCGGCAUGGCGUUCAGCAGCAUCUCCGUGGACGGGGUGCCGCCGGUGUUUGACAACAUGGUGUCUCAGGGACUCGUCAAGCCGGUGUUUUCCUUCUAUCUCAACAGGGACCCGCAGGCGGCGCAGGGCGGCGAGAUCAUCCUCGGGGGCUCGGACCCGGCGCACUACCGCGGGAACUUCACCUACGUGCCGGUACACCGCCCCACCUACUGGCAGUUCUCCAUGGACCGUGUGCAGGUCAAGGGCGCCACCCUCUGUGCCAAGGGUUGUGAAGCUAUCGCGGAUACUGGUACUUCCCUGGUGGCCGGCCCGGUGUCGGAGAUAGCGGCGCUGAACAAGGCCAUCGGCGCGACUCCGCUCGCGUUCGGCCAGUUCGCCGUGGACUGCACGCUGAUCCCGCACCUGCCGCCCGUCUCCUUCACCAUCGCCGGGAAUCAGUUUACACUCAACGGGGCUGAUUAUGUGCUGAGAGUGUCCCAGUUCGGCAAGACUGUGUGCCUGUCAGGGUUCAUGGGGCUGGACAUCCCGCCGCCCAACGGCCCGUUGUGGAUCCUCGGAGACGUGUUCAUCGGAAAGUACUACACCGAGUUCGACGUCGGCAACAAGCGGCUCGGGUUCGCGCCCGCAGUCUGAACACAACCUCGCACCACGUAACCACGCUCUACGUUACACAGUCACCCUUACCAUACAAGAUACAUCAAUAUCCCAAUAUGGGC
Messenger RNA from Achroia grisella, 965 nucleotides. RefSeq names its product lysosomal aspartic protease-like. Gene Ontology annotation, molecular function: aspartic-type endopeptidase activity. Lineage: Eukaryota; Metazoa; Arthropoda; Insecta; Lepidoptera; Pyralidae. The annotation marks the transcript as partial. Gene Ontology annotation, cellular component: lysosome. The record is from RefSeq and is a predicted model, not a curated record. The transcript is spliced from 7 exons. Gene Ontology annotation, biological process: proteolysis; cell death.